CUCGCCUGCCCCACGAUCGUCCACCGGACUGUGCGCUGUCACCGCACGGCCUGCUCGCGUGUGUGCUUUGGUCGGAGCUGGCCUCCGGGCCGUCCGUCCCCACUGGUCGGGCCAUGCCGAGUCGCCGCGUCGCCAGAUCGUCCGCUGCGCCGGAGCCGGGGGCCUUGGGGUCCGCUGACAUCUCGCUCUCACUGGCUGUUUCCAGGACCACGGAUGAAUUGGAGAUCAUCGACGAGUACAUCAAGGAGAAUGGUUUCGGCCUGGAGGAGCCGCUGGGCCGCCUGGUGGCCCCGGCUGCGGGCCCCGGGCCGCGGCCUCACCUGGUCAUCACCGAGCAGCCCAAGCAGCGCGGCAUGCGCUUCCGCUACGAGUGUGAGGGCCGCUCGGCCGGCAGCAUCCUGGGCGAGAGCAGCACGGAGGCCAGCAAGACGCUGCCUGCCAUCGAGCUCCGGGACUGUGGAGGGCUGCGGGAGGUGGAGGUGACCGCCUGUCUGGUGUGGAAGGACUGGCCCCACCGAGUCCACCCCCACAGCCUGGUGGGGAAAGACUGCACCGACGGCGUCUGCAGGGUGCGGCUCCGGCCUCAUGUCAGCCCCCGGCACAGCUUUAACAACCUGGGCAUCCAGUGUGUGAGGAAGAAGGAGAUUGAGGCUGCCAUUGAGAGGAAGAUUCAGCUGGGCAUUGACCCCUACAAUGCUGGGUCGCUGAAGAACCAUCAGGAGGUGGACAUGAACGUAGUAAGGAUCUGUUUCCAGGCCUCAUACAGAGACCAGCAGGGACAGAUGCGCCGAAUGGAUCCUGUGCUGUCUGAGCCUGUCUAUGACAAGAAGUCCACAAACACGUCAGAGCUGCGGAUUUGCCGAAUCAAUAAGGAGAGUGGGCCGUGCACAGGCGGUGAGGAGCUCUACCUGCUUUGUGACAAGGUGCAGAAAGAGGACAUAUCGGUGGUGUUCAGCAGGGCCUCCUGGGAAGGCCGGGCUGACUUCUCCCAGGCCGAUGUGCACCGCCAGAUCGCCAUUGUGUUCAAGACACCUCCGUACGAGGACCUGGAGAUCCUUGAACCCGUGACCGUGAAUGUCUACCUGCAGCGGCUCACUGACGGGGUCUGCAGCGAGCCUCUGCCCUUCACGUACCUGCCCCGGGACCAUGAUAGCUAUGGCGUGGACAAGAAGCGAAAACGGGGGAUGCCUGAUGUCCUUGGGGAGCUGAACAGUUCUGACCCCCAUGGCAUCGAGAGCAAACGGCGGAGGAAAAAGCCAGCCUUCAUGGACCACUUCCUGCCCAGCCACAGCUCAGGCCAAUUCCUCCCACCAUCAGCCCUGCUGCCAGACACAGACUUCUUCCCCAGCACCGUGUCCCUCCCCGGCCUGGAGCCCCCUGGCGGGCCGGAUCUCCUGGACGACGGCUUUGCCUACGAUGCCACGGCCCCCACGCUCUUCAACAUGCUGGACAUGCUGACCCCAGCGCCCCCUCUCGCCAGCGCUGUUAUGGGCAACGGAGGUGCCGGCACCGCGGUUGGGGAGUCCCCUGGCCCUGAGCCACUAACACUGGACUCUUACCAGACCCCGGGCCCCGGGGAUGGAGGCACUGCCAGCCUCGUGGGCAGUAACAUGUUCCCCAACCAAUACCGCGAAACGGGCUUUGGGGGCAGCCUCCUGUCCCCAGGGACUGAGGCCACGUAGCCCUCACAGUGCCAGAGGAAUGCACUGGGUGGGGAGGGAGGUGGCCGGGCCUGUGGGAACUCAGCCUGUAGGUCCGGCACCCCCAACAGCCUGGAUCAGUCUUCCGACUUCAUCCAUCUGAAACGGACAUCUUCAACGCAGGCCAGAAGCUCUGUCGCACCGGUUUCCCCUUGAGCCUAUUUCACAAAAGAGAAAACCGAGUCCGGAGAGAAAGAAGGGCUUGGUACACUGCCUCAGCCCCCAGGAGCGGGGCCCCCUCUCCAGGCGGAUGCUGGAGAGGACACUUGGGAGGAGGGUGUAGGUCCCCCGCCCUUCGCCCCAGGCCCGAGGGUGCGGGGGUUGGUUGGUUGUUCAGAGUCUUCCCAAUAAAGAUGAGUUU
Messenger RNA from Condylura cristata (star-nosed mole), 2061 nucleotides. It is a transcript of the gene RELB, whose product is annotated as v-rel avian reticuloendotheliosis viral oncogene homolog B. Bases 114 to 1682 code for a protein of 522 amino acids. Lineage: Eukaryota; Metazoa; Chordata; Mammalia; Eulipotyphla; Talpidae. The transcript has 13 exons. Gene Ontology annotation, molecular function: DNA-binding transcription factor activity, RNA polymerase II-specific; RNA polymerase II cis-regulatory region sequence-specific DNA binding. Gene Ontology annotation, biological process: response to cytokine; inflammatory response; cellular response to stress. The record is from RefSeq and is a predicted model, not a curated record. Gene Ontology annotation, cellular component: cytoplasm.